Molecule: messenger RNA, 810 nt
Organism: Aureobasidium melanogenum CBS 110374
Lineage: Eukaryota; Fungi; Ascomycota; Dothideomycetes; Dothideales; Saccotheciaceae
Exons: 1
Biological process (GO): DNA-templated transcription initiation
Cellular component (GO): RNA polymerase I complex
Source: RefSeq, a predicted model, not a curated record
AAAUCUGCAAAGACGAAAAAGACAAAGGACGACAAGUCGGCAAAGAAGCGACGACACGAUGAACAAGCCACAGCAGCUACACCAGCAGCAGCAGAAGAAACAUCAGAGACGACAAUCGAGAGUCUACCAAAGCGUCCGCGCAUUGCUUCGCCAGCUGCAGAUGCAUCCACCACAUCUCCUUUCGUCAAGCAAACCUCAUCCUUCUAUCUUCCUCUGUCGCCAAUCUACCACGCCUUCCCCGUCGAUGGCCUCUGCGCCGAACACAUCUCUCCCCUUCUACUCACCUACCACCCACCUCUGCGCGGCGUAAUCCUCUCCUACGAAAACCCCCGCCUCUCAAACAGUCCCGCCGACGCUCCAUCCUCGCGCGACGGCCCCGAUGCCGCUCCCACAGUCCUCGCAAAGUCAAUCGACGAAUACGCAGUCUCGUUUGUAUGGCUAACCGUCGAUUUCACGCUUUUGCGUCCCACUCCCGGUGCCGUCAUCGAAGGCUUUGUCAGUCUCCAAAACGAAUCCUAUCUCGGUCUGGUGUGUUGGAAUUUCUUCAACGCAGGCGUGGACCGCAAGCGCAUCCCUUCAAACUGGAAAUGGGUGCCCAACCACAACGCCAAUGCCGGCACCAAGAGCGCAACAGACUGGAUGAGAGGCCUACGCAACAAGAGCGAUGAAAGCAGUGGUCACUACGUCGACGAAAACGGCAAGAAGAUUGAAGGAAAGAUCAAGUUCACAGUCAAAGAUUUUGAAUCUGCGCCUAGCACGGAUCGCGAAAGAGGCUUUUUGAGUAUUGAGGGUACUUUGUUGAGUCCAGAG